Molecule: messenger RNA, 2185 nt
Organism: Molossus molossus (Pallas's mastiff bat)
Lineage: Eukaryota; Metazoa; Chordata; Mammalia; Chiroptera; Molossidae
Gene: MGAT4B
Product: alpha-1,3-mannosyl-glycoprotein 4-beta-N-acetylglucosaminyltransferase B
Exons: 15
Coding region: 16-1716 (566 amino acids)
Biological process (GO): protein N-linked glycosylation
Cellular component (GO): Golgi stack; endoplasmic reticulum; endoplasmic reticulum-Golgi intermediate compartment
Molecular function (GO): acetylglucosaminyltransferase activity
Source: RefSeq, a predicted model, not a curated record
CGCGCACCGGAGGAGAUGAGGCUCCGCAAUGGCACCUUCCUGACGCUGCUGCUCCUCUGCCUGUGCGCCUUCCUCUCGCUCUCCUGGUACGCGGCCCUCGGCGGCCAGAAAGGUGAUGUGGUGGACACAUACCAGCGGGAGUUCCUGGCACUGCGGGACCGGUUGCAUGCAGCUGAACAGGAGAGCCUCAAGCGCUCCAAGGAGCUCAACUUGGUGCUGGAUGAGAUCAAGAGGGCCGUGUCAGAGAGGCAGGCACUUCGAGACCGAGACAGCAAUCGCACCUGGGGCAGACUAACCGAGGACCCACAACUGAAGCCGUGGAACGUCUCGCACAAGCACGAGCUGCACUUGCCUACCAUCUUUCACCACCUGCCGCACCUGCUGGCCAAGGAAAGCAGCCUGCUGCCAGCAGUGCGAGUGGGCCAGGGCCGUACUGGAGUGUCGGUGGUGAUGGGCAUCCCCAGUGUGCGGCGCGAGGUACACUCUUAUCUGACUGACACGCUGCACUCGCUCAUCUCCGAGCUGAGUCCUCAGGAAAAGGAGGACUCAGUCAUCGUGGUGCUGAUUGCAGAGACUGACCCACAGUACACCUCGGUGGUGACAGAAAACAUAAAAGCCUUGUUCCCCACAGAGAUCCAUUCUGGACUACUGGAGGUCAUCUCCCCUUCCCCCCACUUCUACCCUGACUUCUCCCGACUCCGAGAGUCCUUUGGGGACCCGAAGGAGAGAGUCAGGUGGAGGACCAAACAGAACCUCGAUUACUGCUUCCUCAUGAUGUAUGCACAGUCCAAAGGCAUCUACUAUGUGCAGCUGGAGGAUGACAUAGUGGCCAAGCCCAACUACCUGAGCACCAUGAAGAACUUCGCACUCCAGCAGCCCUCAGAGGACUGGAUGAUCCUGGAAUUCUCCCAGCUGGGUUUCAUUGGGAAGAUGUUCAAGUCACUAGACCUGAGCCUGAUUGUGGAGUUCAUCCUCAUGUUCUACCGGGACAAGCCCAUCGACUGGCUUCUGGACCAUAUUCUGUGGGUGAAGGUCUGCAACCCUGAGAAGGACGCGAAGCACUGUGACCGGCAGAAGGCCAACCUCCGAAUCCGAUUCAAGCCAUCCCUCUUCCAGCACGUGGGCACUCACUCCUCACUGGCGGGCAAGAUUCAGAAACUGAAGGACAAGGACUUUGGGAAGCAGGCGCUGAGGAAGGAGCACAUGAACCCCCCCGCUGAAGUGAGCACGAGCCUCAAGACAUACCAGCACUUCACCCUGGAGAAGGCUUACCUGCGUGAGGAUUUCUUCUGGGCCUUCACACCUGCUGCAGGGGACUUUAUCCGCUUCCGCUUCUUCCAGCCACUACGUCUUGAGCGUGUGCUUGGGCAGUUCCCCACCCUACAGCAGCUCAUAGGCCUGCCUGGCUGCAGGUUCUUCUUCCGCAGCGGGAACAUUGAGCACCCAGAGGACAAGCUCUUCAACACUUCUGUGGAGGUGCUGCCCUUUGAUAACCCCCAAUCAGACAAGGAGGCCCUGCAGGAGGGCCGCUCAGCCACCCUGCGGUACCCGCGGAGCCCUGAUGGCUACCUCCAGAUAGGCUCCUUCUACAAAGGUGUGGCAGAGGGAGAGGUGGACCCUGCCUUCGGUCCCCUAGAAGCACUGCGCCUCUCCAUCCAGACAGACUCACCGGUGUGGGUCAUUCUGAGCGAGAUCUUCCUGAAAAAAGCUGACUAGAGGAGGACUUCUGAGGACUGGCUGUGAAGCCCAGGAUACCAGGGAUGUCUUUGCUGCUGCCCUCGGAGGGCCAAAUGUGGCCCACCCAGCCUGAGGGGUUGUUCCUGGCACCUUUCAGCAGCCUGGAAUUGCCACUGGUCCAGAGGCCCCAGGAGCUGGUGCUGCACCCCUGACCAGGCAUCAGGAGGAGGUGGACAUCAGAAGGAGGUGGUGGUCCUCACACUGUGCCUGAGGCAGGCCUGUGCCGCCCUGAACCAUUUGCAGCCGGCCUGUGGGCUUGAGCCAGGCCAUUUUAGAAGAGUUUUUUCCUGGGCACCUGCUCUCUCCAGAGAGAACACUGGAAUGCAUAUACUACUUUAUGUGCUGUGUUUUUUAUUCUUGGAUACAUUUGAUUUUUUUCACUUAAGUCCACAUAUACUUCUAUAAGAGCGUGACUUGUAAUAAAGGGUUAAUGAAGUGUGUGCCUCAU